UAUAUUUAAGCUGGGCAAUGAUCGAGUGCGCCUCGGAACUGCCAAUGCUACCUGUGGUCACCAUAGACCAAACCCGCACAACCGGAGACGAACACCGAACUCGCCGGCGGCAAUGGUGGCCCGCCGGCCGGCUGCUGCUUCCCUACGACCGCCGCUGUCGAUACUGUCUUUGCUGUUGACAUGCAGCCUUUUCUCUGGGAAGGUGAGUGCGAGGGCGCUUGCUGACGGUGCUAGCUCCAAUAUGACAGAACUGCAGAAGCAUGUGUCCUUCUUCGACAGGAACAAAGACGGCAUCAUCACUCCUCUGGAGACCUUCCAAGGAUUUGUUGCGGUCGGAUGCGAAAUCGCCUUCUCCAGCGCUGCUGCCUCGACGGUCCAUGGUGCUCUUGCUCCUUUCACAAACCCUCCGGGAGCACUGCCACCUUACGUCAACAUCUACGUGAAGUACAUCCACAGAGCAAUUCAUGGAAGUGACACUGGCGCCUAUGAUUCCAAAGGAAGGUUUGUCCAGGAGAAAUUCGACGAGACCAAGCACGCUCAUGUCAAACCGGACGCCUUGACGCUACCGGAGAUAGAGGAAAUGCUCACGUUCAACCGGGAUCUUCUUGAUCCCGUUUCAUGGCCUGCUGCUGAGGCGGAGUGGCAACUGAUCUACCAGCUCGCCCACGACAGAUAUGGGUUUCUUACCAAGGAGCGUGCGAGGGGCAUCUACGACGGGACCAUAUUCGUUGAGCUCGAGGAGCGCAGGAAAGAUCUUCACAGUGAUGCGUGAUCAGAUAUCUGUCUGUCUGUCUGUCUCUGUCUACGGUGGACGAGAGAGAGAGAGAGAGAGAGAGAGAGAGAGAGAGCGAGCUGUCUACGACAGCAAUUUGGGUAGCAUCAAUCCGUCAACCGCGUAGCAUGUGUUGUGCUGUAUUAAACUCCGCAUGCACAAAUGCACAAUUAGUUAAUUAGUAGAUGCCGCGCCACGUCAUCUGCGCACACACACUACAAUAACACUGUACUCUUUCAAGAAAUUCCCUCUGCAAAAGCACAGCAAGUGUACUACCUAAACCCUGGACUAUAUCCUAUAAAAAAACUUGGACUA
Molecule: messenger RNA, 1087 nt
Organism: Panicum hallii
Lineage: Eukaryota; Viridiplantae; Streptophyta; Magnoliopsida; Poales; Poaceae
Product: probable peroxygenase 5
Exons: 6
Coding region: 113-772 (219 amino acids)
Molecular function (GO): calcium ion binding; monooxygenase activity
Source: RefSeq, a predicted model, not a curated record